Prunus dulcis (almond) is the source of this 721-nucleotide messenger RNA. RefSeq names its product cyclin-B1-2-like. Gene Ontology annotation, biological process: proteasome assembly. Bases 88 to 513 code for a protein of 141 amino acids. NCBI's taxonomy places the organism in Eukaryota, Viridiplantae, Streptophyta, Magnoliopsida, Rosales, Rosaceae. The record is from RefSeq and is a predicted model, not a curated record. Gene Ontology annotation, cellular component: nucleus; cytoplasm. The transcript is spliced from 4 exons.
GUAGCGAAAGUCUGUAGACUCUAUACAAUACAAUACACAUUGCUUGCUGAGAAAGAAGAACAAGGAGGAGGAGAAGAGAAAGGAAAAAUGGAGGCACCGAAGACAAUAGAGCACCAAAUCGGAGGAGUCCAAAACGAUGCGCUUCGAUUUGGACUUCAAGGCGUCAAGAGCGACCUCGUUGGCUCUCACCCUCUCGAAUCUGCUUACGAAUCGGCAAAGAUGAAGCAGGAGCAGAUUAAUAGGAAAGUCUUGGGAUACACUUAUGGAAGUGCGUUUCCACUGAAGAUGGAUCUCGAAAGGCAAAUCCUUUCUCGAUUUCAGAGGCCUGCUGGAGCAAUUCCUUCAUCAAUGCUGGGUUUGGAGGCUAUGACUGGAAGGUUAGAUGAUUUUGGCUUUGAGGAUUACCUGAAUGACCCUCGUGAAUCUGAAACCCUCCGGCCUGUAGACACACAUCAUGCAAUGGAAGUUCGCCUCGGGCUGUCAAAGGGUCCAGUCGCCCCAAGUUUUAUGUGAUCCUAGUACGUCAUUGCCGAAAGAAGAGGGAUUAGUAACCUUGUGAUUUUUAUUCAUGGAUUUAUACUUCCGUGUCAAUGUUGUUUUUAAGAUGUGAUUGGCAGUCAUCCUGUGAGUUCAAAAUCUAGUUCAUGGAUAUGUGGUGUUACAGAUACUUUGUAGUAGUCUUGGGUAUCAUUAUCUAAUUACAUUCUCGUAUUUGAUAUUU